AUGUCCAUCCGGGGCCGGAGGAACUCCGCGCCCAACCGGACCCGGUUCAGCUUCUCGACCCUGCGCGGCCAUCAGCAGCCCGAGACCAGCCGGCGACUCAACCAGCUCAUCAAGAACGAGAACGCGGCCAUCGGCGCCCACGAGAAGGCCGGCCGGGAGCGCGUCUCCAUCGCCAACCAGCUGUCCGACUGGGGCGAGUGGACGGAGGACGACGCCGUCUCGGACAUCACGGACAAGCUCGCCGUCCUGAUGGCGGAGAUGGGCGAGCAGGAGGACAACUUCGCCCAGUACCUCGAGGAGUCGCGCGUGGUCCUGAAGCACAUCCGGGACACCGAGAACUCGGUGCAACCGUCACGCGACCAGCGCGCCAAGAUCGCCGACGAGAUCCAGAAGCUCAAGUGGAAGGAGCCGCAGAGCAACCGGAUCGAUAUCCUGGAGCAGGAGCUCGUCCGGGCCGAGGCGCAGAGUCUGGUGGCCGAGGCGCAGUUGACUAAUGUGACUCGAUCGAAGUUCAAGGAGGCGUACGAUAUACACCUGGCGGCGGUUAUCGAGCGCGGAGAAAAGCAGAUCCUGCUAGCCCGUCACGCACGCCGGUUGCUCAACCAUCUAGAUGACACUCCCGUCGUCCCUGGGGACUCCCCUCGGGAGUAUGACCAGAUUUCGGCCACAAGACAGGUCAUCGAGGAUGCUGAGAAUGAACUUCGCGCGUGGGAGAGCAGCGCAGAGCCCAUUCAUACUUCAGCCGGGGACGCCCUGGACAGCACCCUUUUGCCACGGUCCGGUCGUGGCGUGCGUGACUCGCAAGGAGCUUAUGCAGUUGAAACAACUGCCUCGGACUCCGUGCGAGAUGUGAACGGUUCCGCAGAGGGGUCGUAUGCCCAAGGAACUGGGGCGAACGGACAUGCCCGUGACACCCCCGCCGAGCCGUAUGCUAACGGCAACGACACUGGGGCAAAUGGAUAUGCUCGCGAGACCCCCGCCGAGCCGUAUGCGAACGGUCACGGUACUGAGGCAUAUCCUGAUGCAGCCCACCGGGAUACGUAUGCUAAUGGAACGGAUCAUGACCGCUACGUCGACGGUGCCGGCUCUGAGCUGUAUGCUGACACCUCCGCCCCGGAGCCCGCAACUACCAAUGCUGCUGAAGAACGCUAUACCACCGGUACAGCCCAAGACCCAGCCGUUAUCAGUGGGACUGAAGCGCAGUCCAGCAGUAUUCCUGCUCCAGAGAAGUACACUAGUGAGGAAGUCCAGGGCCAGACUGCUAACGGGGUUGUUUCCGAACCCGUUGGCAAGACCAGCGAAGACCUGCCGCGGACAUCAGAUGACCUGCAGUCGGCGCAUAUCUCUCGUGGCUCUGAGAUUCCCUAUGUAUCGAGCCCUAUUCCUGCGCAUCCAGUUGCCGUUCCGAUUUGA
Aspergillus aculeatinus CBS 121060 is the source of this 1413-nucleotide messenger RNA. Its product is annotated as Eisosome component PIL1/LSP1 family protein. Lineage: Eukaryota; Fungi; Ascomycota; Eurotiomycetes; Eurotiales; Aspergillaceae. Gene Ontology annotation, cellular component: eisosome filament; plasma membrane. Bases 1 to 1413 code for a protein of 470 amino acids. Gene Ontology annotation, biological process: endocytosis; eisosome assembly; negative regulation of protein kinase activity. The record is from RefSeq and is a predicted model, not a curated record. Gene Ontology annotation, molecular function: lipid binding. The transcript is spliced from 2 exons.